AUGAAAAGACGUGGUUGGUUGCUGAUAUCCUGGCUCGUGGAAUUUAAUUAUAUUGAGCAUGGUGCUCCACCUCUAACACUUAACGAAGAACUCUGUGGUCACGCGCAGUUAUGGGCUAAUAAACUUGCUGAGAAAGGACAUAUCGCUUUCUGUGAGCAGCAAGGAAUUGGUGAAAAUAUAACAUUUUUUCCAUUGGAUAUAUCUGCAGAAAAAGUUGUUGAGCAUUGGUACAGUGAACAUGUGAAGUACAAAUACGAAACACCAGGCUGGCAAUUAGGAACCAAUUACUUCACUCAGAUAGUGUGGAAGGCUUCAAAAGAGGUAGAAAUGAAAAAAUAUCCAUGUUUACAGAAUGCCAUUGUUAAUCAAAUAGGCAUAGGACGGUCAAUAGUAUGGAACGAAGCAUCACAAAAUAUGGAUGACAGUGUAAAAGGCAAAAGAGAGCAGGUGAUUGUAGCAUUUUAUAGUCCAGCUGGAAAUAAUAACCGAUUUGGACAAUUCGCCAGCAAUGUGCAGAAGCCAAGUAAUAUAUGCACCAGUUAA
Molecule: messenger RNA, 543 nt
Organism: Thelazia callipaeda (thelaziosis nematode)
Lineage: Eukaryota; Metazoa; Nematoda; Chromadorea; Rhabditida; Thelaziidae
Source: the annotation of a GenBank genome assembly